AUGUCGGCCAUUUCUAUCAACUGACCGAGCAACUGAUUAGGGGACUGAGUACGAGUAACAUGGCUACAGAAUCAACAGCAGAAGAAGCGAGUUCCAAAAAGAUUGUUAUUGUUGGCGGUGGUUUGGUUGGAUCAUUAUGUGCAGUUUUCCUUGUUAAACGAGGAUUCAAAGUUGAUCUCUAUGAAGCACGGGAAGAUCCUCGUUCAGUGGAGUUUGUCCGUGGUCGUAGUACCAAUCUUGCACUGUCCACCAGAGGCAUUGAGGCUUUAACAGAAGCUGGAGUCUUAGAAUCAAUUUUGCCUCUGGGCGUGGCCAAGUUUGGCCGUAUGUUGCAUUCCACCAGUGGGAUCAGGACACCUCUUUACUAUGACCAGGAAGGACCAUAUCCUUUGUUGGCAAUGGAAAGGAGAAAAGUGAAUGAAAAACUUCUUUCUGCUGUGGAGACCUUCUCUAAUGUGAAGUUGUACUUUGAGCACAAGCUGCUAUCUGCAGACCUGGAGAAAGGCCAUCUUACAUUCUUAUGCUCUGAUGGUAAAACUGUAGAAGUUGAUGCUCAGUUGAUUAUUGGAGCUGAUGGAGCUCGUUCGGCAAUCAGAAAUGAGAUGAUGAGAAGACCAAGGUUUGACUUCAGCCAAGAAUAUAUCCCACAUGGGUACAAAGAGUUUCAGCUUUUACCAACUCAAAGUGGAGAGUAUGCUAUUGAAGAAAAUUAUCUACAUGUUUGGCCCAGAGACUCCUUUAUGCUCAUUGCGAUACCAAACAAGGAGCAGUCUUUUACAUGUACACUUAUCAUGGCUUUUGAAAAUUUUGAUGCUUUGGAGACAAAGGAAGAUAUUAUGAGUUUUUUUAAUGCUACUUUUCCUGAUUUUGUUCAAGUUAUGGGAGAGUAAGUAGUCAUUCCUAUUUCUUUUGUGAUUAUUUUGAACUUUACUGUGUCAGUUCUCAUUAACAAUUAGAUUAUUCACUCUUAGUUUCUACGAGCACAGGUGGCCCAUUAGCUCCAGCUGUGAGAUGAUCAUCUUGUGUAACAACAGUUGGGGACUGCCUGUGCAAUGAGGUGAUAGUUGAUGCAGUCUUCAGCCUCGUCAACUACUACCACAUAGACAUUGGGAGUGUAUACUCUAGAUCUGUGUUUAGUAGAAUUCCAACUAAAUUUCCCUCAAAUAAGAAUUUCCAAUCAUUUCUCAACGUAGUGUUUCACUUUACGCUUUAGCAAAAUCAUGCAGUUUUGCACAUGCAUUCUUUGGCUCAUUGAAAAAUUUUGAGGUUCUAAAGUCUUAGUGGUCUGUUUCCUUACUCAAGUGUUCUUGUUGUGAUAUUUCUAAAUCUUCCUUGAAACAUUACAAACAUCAGAAAAUGUUGCCAUUUAUGUGGAGACCUCCAGCCACUGCACACUGAUGGUUGAUAGUA
Orbicella faveolata is the source of this 1410-nucleotide messenger RNA. RefSeq names its product kynurenine 3-monooxygenase-like. Gene Ontology annotation, molecular function: FAD binding; kynurenine 3-monooxygenase activity. Gene Ontology annotation, cellular component: mitochondrial outer membrane. Gene Ontology annotation, biological process: L-tryptophan catabolic process; quinolinate biosynthetic process. The record is from RefSeq and is a predicted model, not a curated record. Lineage: Eukaryota; Metazoa; Cnidaria; Anthozoa; Scleractinia; Merulinidae.